AUGGGAGAUGAAGGGGAAGAUGCACUUGGAGAAGGAGAGGAAGAGUCAUUGGGGGAGUACUGGGGGGAGCGCAACGCGGCGGACCAGCGCCACGGGCGCGGGUGGGCGCGGCUGCCCAACGGCGACCUCUACGUGGGGCAGUACGCUCGUGGCAAACGACACGGCGUCGGCAUCUACGUGUUCCGCGGGGGCGCACAGUACCACGGCGACUGGCGGCAGGGUCUCAAGUACGGACAGGGUGUCUUCCACUACCCGGACGGCUCCCGUUACGAGGGUAAUGCGUGGUGUGCGACAGGCGACUGGCGGUACGACGCGCGCCACGGCUACGGCACGUACUGCUACCCGAACGGCGACGAGUACGAGGGCACGUGGCACCGCGGCCUGCGCCACGGGCUCGGCACCUACGUGUUCCUAGAGUCCGGCACGCGCUUCAUGGGCACCUGGGUCAAGGGUCGCAUGCUGGGACCCGGCCAGCUGCUCUUCCCGCGGCACCGCUUCCACGGAUCCUUCAAGAACAACACGCCCUUAGGAUCAGGCGCGUACUGGUUCGAGUCCGGCUGCGUGCAGCUGGGCAACUACUUGAUGGCGAGGGACCCCGAGCUGGAGUUCGGGGAAGAAGAACCGGUUCGGCCGCCGCCGACAGGCGAGGGCGCCGGGGAGGAGGAGGAGGAGGGGGAGUGGCCGCCGCGUGGGGAGGUGGCGCUGUGGCGCGCGCACUCGCUGCGCCCCUUCCGGCCGGACAUCAUGCCUCCGGAGCCCGUCUCGCUCAAGAUUACGGACUCUCGGGAGUCGAUCCCCGUGGAGGUUCCAGAGGAGCCUGUGGAAGAGGAGCCACCGCUGGAGAUAGACGACCAGCUGUUCAUGCGGUCGCCGCCGCCUGAGGCCAUCGAACCGGAGGAGGCGGUGCCCGAGGAGGGCUGGCCCUUCGACGAGGAGGACGCUCGUGAGGCUGCAUUGGCAGUGGAACCGGGACAAGAAGAAACAGAAGAGGGAAUGGGCGACGAGUUCGCCACAACGUGA
Messenger RNA from Schistocerca serialis cubense, 1020 nucleotides. RefSeq names its product radial spoke head 1 homolog (gene Rsph1). Bases 1 to 1020 code for a protein of 339 amino acids. Lineage: Eukaryota; Metazoa; Arthropoda; Insecta; Orthoptera; Acrididae. The transcript has 6 exons. The record is from RefSeq and is a predicted model, not a curated record.